AUUUUUCAGAUGUGCUGAGCACCUAGAGCUUCAGUUGAAGCUGGUGAGAGUAUGGUACUCUGCAUUUUGGGAGGAAGGAACUUAUAUCUCUCAGAAAACUUGCAGCAAGUUGUACUUGUCUGAAGCAAAACCAUGAAGAGAUAACUGCUGGAGGCACCACGAGAUAUUAAACAGAAGUCUCUUCUCUCUCUUCUGGCAGCUAUCAGGUUCUGACCAGCAGGUGGGAAGGAGCUGCACCAUCCUCCUGAGCCAUUGGCUACAGUGGUCUCAUGACUUAGUCAUUUCCAUCCUAGCUCACGCUCUUGGUGAAACAUCUCCAUGCAGGAGCAUGUCUAUUCCAGCUGCCAGAAGCAGAGAUCUGUUGGGCUCUGAAUGCAGAUGGUCAGGAUCAUUCACUGCCUCCUGUCUCUUAUCAUAAAAAGAAGUUGGCAAAGAGACCAGGAUACAUGAGACCACAAGCUCCGCAACAGAUAAAGUUUCAGCCUCCUGCUCACUGCAAGCCAUUCAAUCCAAAGGGGCUUGAACAUGGCAGAAAGCAUUGUAAAGACUUCAAGAACUGCUCUUUGCACAGACUAUGCAAAAAUGACUUUGAGUUCUUACAUUGUAAUUCAUCUGUAAACAGUACCAUAGUUACCACCACUGUGGUAACAACAUCGACCACGGCUGGAAAUAUGACAGGAAGCCUCAGAAAUCUGUCAGAUCUCAGGAUUCAGCCGUCAGAAAACGUAAUUCUGCCAGUUUGUCCUGCAGCUGCCACAUGUAAAAGAGACUUCUCACCUGUGUGCAGUUCAAAUACAUGGCAGACUAAUCUACUAGUAACUACGUGGGAGACAAUCCACGGGGCUAGAGUAAAGGAGCCAAAGAAAAUGUACACUUUGGAUCAGAAGGAAGUGAAUAAUAACUGUGUAUAUAACAACAAAGAAGUCACUUCUUACUCGUCCAGUAUUUGGGAUAGCUUUAAUUCAAGUUUCAGCUUCAUACAGCUCUCACUGAACUCAAGUUUUGAAAAAAGUGACACUGAAGGCCAGUCAGAUGACAGGGCAACGGAACACACUGUGGAAACAAAUGCAACAGGACAAAUAGAAAAUGUUAAUUUACAUGAACCAGGGAAGAGACUAAGAAGUUCACACAAAGACGUAGGGGCUUCAUCUUGCAUCUGUAAGCGUGGUGAGGAUUAUCAGUGUGCAAGAGAGACCAUAGUGAAAGAUAAAUUGCAGGAUUGUGAGAUGGUAUCUCUUUUGGAUACAGAUGCAGCAUUUUCAUGUUCCACAGAUUCCUCAGAUGCAGCAUCUGCUGGUUCUUCUGUUACAUCAGGCUAUGAAAGUAGCUUUACUGUUAGUGAUCACAACUGGGACACCCUGAUGAGGAAAUAUGAACCGGUGCUAUUGGACUGCUUGGUUGCGAACCGUACUACAUUAAAGAUAAAAUCCUUAAUGUUAAGUCUUCAGAGGCUUCAAGAAAAAGCAAUAGAGGCAGAUGACUAUGAUAAAGCUGAUAAAUUUAGAAUUAAACUAGAAGAACUGGAGCGAGAGAAGAAUUCUUUAAAAUUUCAGCUUCCUUCAAAGCAUCCUUCAAUUAUCAGCUUCUUGGACAGAUUCAGUGCACAAGUUCAAACAGCGUUGUACUGGGCUGGAGAUCGGGUUGGAAGUGAAGAAGCACAGCUCUGGCAAAAAAACGAGCAAACACUUUUGAGUCCUGCUUACCAAAAGAUGAUACAGGUUUCAACCACAAAAAGAAAUCAGCUUCUUCAAGAAAAGCAAUGGUUACAGAAAGAAAUUGAAGACCUCAGAGCAAGGCUGGCUGUGCUAGAAGCAAAAGAUCAGCAAUUAAGAAGAGAUAUUGAAGAGCAAGAUAGGCUUAUUCAGUUGCAGGACUGCGAGUUGACUGCCUUGCUUAGCUGUGUAUCUUUGAGAGAGCUACAGGAAAUAAGCAAGGCCUUAGAGGACACUUUAGCAUCGUCAUAUCAAAUUCCAUUUAGUUUGGAUCUCCCUGAGACCAUAAAGAGCCUUCAGGAAAAAGAACGAUCACUCAGCAUGUCCAUUAAAGAAACGACUGCCAAAGUUUGUGCAAGUCAGAAACUAUGCAGUACUUUGAGGAGAAAAGUGAGUGAUAUUGAGACCCAACUACCAGCUUUACUUGAAGCCAAAAUGCUUGCUGUAUCAGGAAGUAAUUUCUGUACUGCUAAGGAUCUUGCAGAAGAAAUAAGAUCAUUAACAUCUGAGAGAGAAGGGCUGGAGGGACUUCUCAAUGAGCUGUUGGUGCUGAAUGCCAGAAAUGUCCGAAAAUUAGAGAGAAUUAAAGAAGAUUACAACAGAUUGAAACAAGAACUGGUGCAGGGGGAGUCUGCCUUUGGAUGAGAUAAUAUUGAUUUGCACUUAUUUUCAUCUGAAGAUCUCCACGCUCUUUACAAAAAUGG
Messenger RNA from Gopherus flavomarginatus (Mexican gopher tortoise), 2416 nucleotides. RefSeq names its product disrupted in schizophrenia 1 protein-like. The transcript is spliced from 11 exons. Gene Ontology annotation, biological process: cilium assembly; neuron migration. NCBI's taxonomy places the organism in Eukaryota, Metazoa, Chordata, Testudines, Testudinidae. The coding region runs from base 447 to 2357 and encodes 636 amino acids. The record is from RefSeq and is a predicted model, not a curated record. Gene Ontology annotation, cellular component: centrosome; microtubule; mitochondrion.